Darwinula stevensoni is the source of this 1047-nucleotide messenger RNA. Lineage: Eukaryota; Metazoa; Arthropoda; Ostracoda; Podocopida; Darwinulidae. The record is from the annotation of a GenBank genome assembly.
AGUCAAAAUUCCGAUAAGACAGUAGAAGUUAUCUGUCGAGAAUAUGGAAUAGCUCCUGCAACUUUCUACAAUUGGAAAAAGAAGUACGGGGGAAUGGGGUGUAGGACAAGAAUACUCUCGCUCGUUUUGCUCGUAGUUGUUGUCAAGCUCGAUACAUUCAUCUCAUUCAUAAUUGUCUCAAUUGGGCUUGGUUUAGCAAGUGGAAUGGAAAUUCAGAAAAUUGGACUUUCGAUUCAAAAAGGAAUUGGAGGCACAUUGGGCGAGCUAGUUUUGAUUAUUGGCUUUGGUGCAAUGUUAGGCAAAUUGGUGUCAGAAAGCGGUGCUACUCAACGAAUUACCGAUAAAUUGGUCAAUAUAUUCGGUAAGAAAUAUUUGCAAUGGGGUUUGGCAUUGGCGGGCUUUAUUAUUGGCAUUCCGCUGUUUUAUAAUGCAGGCUUUAUGAUAGUGAUUCCGUUGAUAUUUGCCAUCGCAAAUUCAACAAAAUUGCCCAUUUUAUCUAUUGGCAUUCCAAUGCUUGCGGCACUUUCGGUGGCACAUGGCUAUUUGCCGCCACAUCCAUCGCCAUCGGCAAUUGCUACACAGCUUCAUGCCGAUUUGGGCAAAACCCUAAUCUACGGAAUAUGCGUGGCAAUUCCUGCGAUUGCCUUAGCUGGGCCAAUUUUUGGCUCAACCCUAAAACGUUUUAAUCCUGUAAUUAACCAAAAUAUAUUUAGCUCAAAACCGCUUUCAAAAGAACAACAACCAAGUCUUGCAAUAAGCCUUUUGGUGGCAUUGAUGCCUGUUUUUAUUCUGAUAAUUACCUCUGUUUUGAAAAAUUAUUUUGUUGAUAAUCAAAUACUUAACUUUUUUUCUGAAGCUUAUAUUACCAUGUUGGUGUCGUUGUUGGUUGCCAUUUGGUUGCUUGGACUUCGAGAAGGAAAAUCAAUGAAAACAAUUAGCAAAUUACUAGAAGAGGCUUUUAAAAGUAGCUCGGUUAUUUUGCUGAUAAUUGGUGGGGCAGGGGCAUUAAAACAAAUUUUGAGCGAUAGCGGUACAAGUACUUAUAUU